GGAGGCUCCCACAAGGUCUGGGUCCCGCUGGGACCAGCCCGCUUGACGUGGGUGAGGGGCGCCCCACACUCUACAAUUCUUUUCCACCCUGUGGGCUUAAACCGCCUCUGAACCCGCUUAGUCCUUCUUCCUGCUGUGUGUGAACCUCUCCAAGGGGCAGGAGGCUCACCCCCCUCCCAUCACUCUAGGGUGCCUGAUCCACCCUCUGCGCUCAUGGGGAGGGAAAGGGACAGGAAGGUCACCGCUCCAGCCAAGCCACAGUGCCAAAUCCUCCUUGUUCCUUUGUUUUCCCCGGGUCAGGUUACGUUUUCAAACCAUCAACAGACUCUUAGUUUCCAGUGGAUGACAAAUUUGAAAAUUGGGUAGAGUCCCAAUGUGGCAACUUACAGAUUGGGUAGCCAAGGCAAGUCACUUACCUUCUCUGAACCCCAGUGUCCUUGUCCGAAUAAAAGGGCAGCUGUGAGUAGCUCUGAGCACAUGUUUAGGGUGAGCUUUCACCCUAGAGAUCUCAGCAACAGCAGCUCCGCCCCACCCUCCUGCCCUCAUCCGGCCCUGUCCAGGGUACUUCUGGUCAGGGCACAGGAAGAUCGGUUUCAUCUUCUUUCGUUUUGAUCAAUUCCAGACACCUGCAACAAACAAUGAGAUUAACAGCAGCCUUAAAACUGGCCCCUGCGGGGUUUGUGCACAUGCAUGGCUGCAGGACCUCAUUACAGGGAGAGGGCGAAGGAUGUCAGCUUCCCUCGAGUCCUUGAAUUCCAUAAUGAAACCUGCUCCAGCUGUCUCUACCGAUUCCAUUUUGUUUUCUUCUUUGGUCAAAUACAGAUAGGAGAAAAGAUCUCUCCUUCGCCAAGGCAGAGUUUUAAAAGCAUCACCUCAGGAUGCCAAGUGUUCUGGAAAAGAAGGUGGGCAGUGAAGGAGCAGGCAGAGGGAGGGCUGAGGGGCCCAGCAGCUCCUGGCUGGCUCUUCUGGCCUCUGUUUGAAAUUGGCUCAAAAGACAUGGAAUUAGUAGGCAAAGCUGUCUCCUCCUCCUCCUCUUAUCUGCAGAGGAGAGAUCGGUUCCUGGCUGGCCAGGGCAGUGUCAUCGAUACGGCUGGUGUCAUCGUUACCUUCCACUAACAGAUCACUUGACACCUGCCAGCUCGGGCAGGACUGGGCCUGGCCAUUGCUUGGCUAUGCUGGAGGCUUGGGCCAUUGUUCCAGAACCCCAGGAGAGGCCAAGACACAGGUGCUGCUGAGACGCCGUGCAUGGUGGCCCAACAGAAGGACUAGAUUGCUCCUGGCGGCUGCUGUCCCUUGCAGGGUCCCAGCUGCCUCUUUGGUUCCUGCUGCCUGGCCUCUUUCAUUGUCAGGAGCAGAGGAGAUGAGGCCGUUGUUGGCUGGGAGCCAGGGCGGACUGAUUCCGCAUGGAGAAGGGGCACUGGGAGUGGCUUCGGAGUGAGGGGGAGAGGAGCAACCUGGGGCAUCCCGCGCGGCCCUGCUCCCCUGGCUGGCUGCCUUUCCGGUGCGUGCGUCCCAGGCGGCAUCAUGCUGCAGCAGAUCCUGCAUGACAUGUACAUCGACCCUGAGCUCCUCGCCGAACUCAGCGACGUGCAGAAGCACAUCCUCUUCUACAAGAUGCGGGAGGAGCAGCUGAGGCGCUGGAGGGAGCGGGAGGCUUGGGAGGCCCUGGCCCAGGAGGAGGGUCUCAGGCCCCCAAAGGCCAAGCGAGCGAGUGGCAAGCACAUCCAGUGGCUCCUGGGGGCAGACGGCAACGUCUGGGUCUGGAUCAUGGGAGAAGGCCCGGGAGACAAGCCCUACGAAGAGAUCUCCGAGGAGCUGAUUGCAGAGAGGGCGCGGCUGCAGGCACAGAGGGAGGCCGAGGAGCUCUGGAGACAGAAGGAGGCAGAGAUCACCAAGAAGUUUCGGGAUGCUCUGGCCAAUGAGAAAGCCCGGAUCCUGGCGGAGAAGUGGAAAGUGGAGAUGGAAGACCGCAAGGCUGCCAAAGUCCUGGAGGAACGUAUCCACGAGGAAUUCAAGAGGAAGGAAGAGGAGGAGAGGAAGCGAGGGGAAGAGCAGAUUCGCCUCCAGGAAGAGCAGAGGGCGAAGGAGCUCUACUGGACCCUGAAGCAGGCCCAGCUGCACUGCCAAGCCAGCGAGAAGGAGGAGCGCGAGUGGGAAGAGCAGUUGCGCCGUUCCAAGGCUGCUGAUGAAGAGAGGAGCCGCCGAGCCCAGCGCGCCCGGGACGAGUACCGGCGCCACUCGCUCCGCGCCAUCCAGAAGGGCACCGUCGCCGGCCUCAGCUCCAUGUUCCGCGAGCUGGGCCAGAGCCAGGAGCAGGAGGCGAGACUCUACCACCACCUGCCGGGCCCGGGGCCGCCGCAACCCCUCCCUGUGCGGGUCAGCCGCACUUGGGAGCGCCCGCUGCGUCCAGUGUCCCGAGAUGUCAUCGUCCGCUGGUUUAAGGAGGAGCAGCUGCCCCGCCGCGCCGGCUUUGAGAGGAACACCAAGUCCAUCGCCCCCUGGUUCCAUGGGAUUAUUAGCCGAGAAAACGCAGAAGAUCUCCUGGAGAACAUGACCGAGGGAGCAUUUCUGGUCCGGGUCAGUGAGAAAAUCUGGGGUUACACCCUCUCCUACCGCCUGCAGAAGGGGUUCAAGCACUUUCUUGUGGAUGCCUCUGGGGAUUUUUACAGCUUCCUGGGAGUGGACCCCAAUCGCCACGCAACGCUCACAGAUCUCAUUGAUUUCCACAAGGAGGAAAUUAUCACUGUUUCGGGGGGAGAGUUGCUGCAGGAGCCCUGCGGACAGAGGGACAGCCCGCCAGACUACCACCUGUUGUUUGAAUGAUUUCUUUUUCUCCUGAUCAAUUGGAUUCCUUUGGGAACCCUCUUUUUGAACUCAGCUUAAGAACUUCCCAGCUCAAAUCCUGUGGACUUCUGGAAGAUCCAUCACCGCUCAGAGGAACAAGUAGACUAGCAUGUCUCAAGUGAUAUGAAGUAUUUGGCGUAUUUGCUGCUGGUCUCAUUCCGGUGCUCAGUACAGAAAUUGCUGAUAGCUGAUGCAACUCUUUCAUGAAGAGUUUGGCUAUGACCUCAGAAGAUAAAGCCUACUUGCCACAGCUACCCUAAUCUGAGCUCCUAGAGUGCAUGGAUCAUGUUUUAAUAAUCCAAAAUAAUUCCAGUGCCGAACCCUGAAUUUAACAUGGUUAAACAUUGGUAGACAUUCAAUAAAUGUUUGUUGAAUGAAUGUACUUCUUCUGAAAGUUUCUCAACACCAAAUCAGUUUCUAGUAAGGUAUUUCUUACUUGUCACUCUAUAAAAUCAUAGAAAUAAUGGAAGUGAGAUUGUAAAAGAUUUCUAUGGUGGACAUAGCUGCUGCAUCUUUUAUAAUAUUCGUUAUUACCCUUGUAGAUGUUAUCAUUGGACUUACCUAAGGUUCCUGAGCCCCAGCUUCCAGGACAGGUAAUCGAUACUGUCCUGUCUUCUGUAUUUAACCUCUUUUUCUGCCACCCUCCUCUGUCUUUGAAUUGUAUCUUGGCCAUGGUUUUGCAAUACUGAAGCAGUGGUUCCAUGUAUUCCUACAGAUGUACCUGGGGUGGAUUACAAAUGCAAGAAUGGUUUUUAGACAUAAGGCCUCUGCUCUCUAGGAUGGGGCCCUCUGUAUGCAGUUUAUUCAAAUGAUUAACUCUGUCCUCAUUGUCAUUUUGAUUUUGAUUCUACUGUCGCUUGAUCUGAGCAGGUUCCUCAGAUUAGCAGAAAGACUCUGCCGGAUGAUAUCUAUUUGUGCAUACUCGUGUUCUAUAUUCAUGGUCAUGUAAAUAGAGGCAGCAUAUUAUGAUGGGAAGAUUAUAGUGUCUAUAGUCAAGAAGAUUGGGGUUCAAAUCCCCACUCUGAAACUUCCUAGCAUUUUAAUGCUUGCAGCGUUAUGUUUGGUGAGAGGAAAAGGAUGAACGGCUCUGGGGAUGUCAGGGAACUGAUUUGCUUUACUUGGUAGCUGUAUCAAACGUCUCCCAUGCUCUGCUUGCUCCUUGCAUCGUUGGCUGAGUGUUUCCCACCAGCCACCACCACUGUCACUGAUUGUGCACAGGCUCUGCUCUGCUCACUGUGUUGUUCAGCCUCCUGUGAGCCUAAGCCAAUGGUACCUUGCCACAUGCCUCAUUUCCUGUUGCUACAGAGGCAUAAGACAGAGGGCUGGGAAGUUAAUGCCCCAUGCAGUAAUAAACCUUAGAUCAAUGAGAGUGAGAGGCUGGCAGAUGAAUUCCUCUCCCUUCUUCCUCCUGGCGGGACUGUUCUGUGAGGUAGCUCUUCACAUGGUCUCUUAGGAGACAGUCUUGCAAGAUCCAGUGACGAUGAGUCAUGACGAAACCAAGCAGUGACACGAUCAGUGUGACCCCUACUUGUUCUUCCUACUUCUCUGCCUCCCCCCCUCCCCCCUGCUCCUCUGGGAUUGAACUCCUGGGUGAAGUAGCAGCACAUAAGCUUCUGCCACAGGGGAGCCCAAGAUAAGGACUCAUCAUACAAAUGUGUUCAAUAAUAACAAUUUUGCAGCCCAGCUCCGUUGCCUGCCUCCUGUCUGUCUCACUGAAUGCAUAAAAUGAAGUGACGGAGGGGACCCACUUUUUGUAGUCUAAAGUGCCUUAAAACUGUAACCAAUUAUUAUUAAAAUUACCUUAUUUCUAUUAGGACUCAGAGGAACCAAGUUUUAGUUUUGGUUCUGCUACUUACCAAUUAUAUGACUUUGUUCAAGUCAUGUAACUCCAGGAAACCUCCGAGCAACUGAGAGAAUUUUCCGUAUGGUCACCACGGGGUUUUUUGACAGGUCAGCUAAAUGGUAGAUAUGAAAGCUCUGUCCAAAUGGAAGGUGUUGCUAGAAGCCACCACAAGAACAGCAACAACGAUUUCAUGCUUAGCAGCGAUGUGUCAGGGGAUAUGAUGUGAUGAUUUUCAAGGUGUUGGAAGAAACUUCUUCUGUUCCAAGAACUAGCAGCAGCUUUGAAAGCAAACCAAGAUGGGUUGAGACCUUGACUCCCUGGGUUGUUGUUCCUGUCACCCCUAAUUAAUAUGUGAAAGACAAUGGCUGAGUUUUCCAUCCCUAACACAUUUAUUUCAUUUUAUUUGGGGCCUGCACUUUCUGCAUGUCUCAUAUAUUUUAGGUUUUACCUGGCUUUAA
Molecule: messenger RNA, 5145 nt
Organism: Microcebus murinus (gray mouse lemur)
Lineage: Eukaryota; Metazoa; Chordata; Mammalia; Primates; Cheirogaleidae
Gene: SH2D4B
Product: SH2 domain containing 4B
Cellular component (GO): cytoplasm
Source: RefSeq, a predicted model, not a curated record